AUGCCCGGGAACGACUCAUAUAUAGAGCAAGAUGUUUUUAAACAAUCACUGUGUUUGACAGCAAUUUUCAUUAUUUUAUACGCGAUUGUGUUUUUCACUGGAAUCGGUGGAAACUCGUUAGUCAUAUAUGUUGUCUUGCGAAAUAAGGCAAUGCAAUCCAUAAUGAACAUUUUUAUUACUAAUUUGGCUGUGUCAGAUAUUUUGAUUUGCUUGUUGCCUGUUCCGGUAACUCCUUUGAAAUAUUUUAGACUUGUGCCUAUGACGUUGUGUGUACUGGUUUACGUAUCAAUACUUACAUGUACAUCACUAGCAGUCGGCAGAUAUUUUGCAAUCGUCUAUCCUCUCAAACCAAGCAUGAAAAAAGUGUGUCUGAUGUUGAUCGGUUCUAUCUGGAUGAUAUCCGUAGACUUGUCUCCUCUUGGAAUUUUCCGUCAAAUAGAAGAAACCUACAAUACAACUAUCUGUGUUGAAAUAUGGCCGAAUGAUGACACGCGUCAGUCUUUUGUGCUCAAGUCUUUUUUGCAAUAUAUAGUGCCCUGCAGCAUAAUAACUUACUGCUAUUUCAACAUUUCAUUAGCAUUACAAAAAAGAUCAAAGUCACCAAUUGUAAACGAAAGUCUCAUCUCUGAACAUAUUGAGAUGGAAAUAACCUUUAAAUUACAAGGUAAACCAUCAUACGGAAUAAACCGUGACUACCCGAAAGAAAUAGUGGACGCUCGGUCGAGAUUAUGGCCUGAAUACAAAAACAAAAAAAGCUUAAAUAAGAAGGGAACUGUGUUCAACGGAUUUCCUGCAAAAUUGAUAGUGAAAAAGAAGAUUGUUACGGAUGAAUUUCUGGACUGGAAAGCUGUCAUGGCAAUGAGCCGACCAACAACCUCCUACAGGUCGGACGCGAAAAACAGACAUCUGAACCGUAUCGUUGAAUCCGAAAAUUACCUCUAUAUGAACUCUGAUAAAUCAAGCGAGAACGAGAUCAGUUCUGAUGAUUCCGAUAGUGAAUCGGCUACGAGCGAUCGUAUGGACGCAUAA
Molecule: messenger RNA, 1029 nt
Organism: Mercenaria mercenaria
Lineage: Eukaryota; Metazoa; Mollusca; Bivalvia; Venerida; Veneridae
Product: neuropeptide receptor npr-1-like
Biological process (GO): G protein-coupled receptor signaling pathway
Cellular component (GO): neuron projection; plasma membrane
Molecular function (GO): neuropeptide binding; neuropeptide receptor activity
Source: RefSeq, a predicted model, not a curated record